Messenger RNA from Paramuricea clavata, 10730 nucleotides. Lineage: Eukaryota; Metazoa; Cnidaria; Anthozoa; Malacalcyonacea; Plexauridae. The record is from the annotation of a GenBank genome assembly.
CCCUAAAGUACUACAAGGUACCCUAAGGUGCUCCAAGGUACCCGAAGGUAGACUAAUGUACCCUAGUACAGCCUAAGGUACCCUAAUCUCAUUGUAUUUUGAUAUACUAUAAUGAGGGCUAGACUAAGUCUCUAGCUAAGAACUGCAACGUCUGUGAGCAGGCUAGUUCAAAGAAAGAGCAUGAAAAUUUUGCUAAAUGACUUAUUAUACAAUGCAAAGAUUUCUUUCUACCUGGAGUAUGGACAAACUUAAAUUUCAUCGUCAAUACCCUUUAUUAACGAGAUAAAGCAAAGAUUAAAACUAAAAUCGUUAUUUUCAGGGCAACCCUGGAGGACAAGGACAGGCUGGCGCAGAUGGAACGAAAGGUGACAAGGUAGAAUUUCCAAUGUGAUUUUCUAAGUAGAGUACCUUUUUAUCCUUCAUUUUGCUUUCCUUGUGAAUGGAAAAACACAAGCUUAAUUUCUGGUGUUUCUUUAGGGAGCGAUGGGUGAUCCAGGAAAACCCGGGACACCAGGGGACCCUGGGAGAGAUGUGAGUACAAACUAGAUCAGUGUUGGAUACAAAUAGCUGUGUAAUGUUUCUAGGUUUAAAUCCUUCUCAAAUUCAAUCAAUAACAUAUGAGAAUUUUAUUAUUCAGUCAGACAAAUGCGACUCCUUCACCUACAUACGUACAAUGCGAUUCUUUCACGAUUCCUUGCAUUACAAGUGAUUCCUCAUCAAACAAUACCAUUUCAAAAUUGAAUGAAUACUGCAUAAAAAGACAAUGACGUCAUAAUGACGUCGUUGGCCUGGGAGCCUCGCUUUCAUGAAUAAAUACGAUUGGCUCACGAUUAAUAAGAAUUGAGGCUUCCUGGCGAAUGAGGGAUUUGUGACGUAAUUAUCGAAAGGGUGUAUUGAAUAUAAAUUAUUAUGUACAAUAUUAUCAAUCCAACAAAGCAACAUGUGAUUACUGUGUUAAUUUGGAAGGGAAUGCCUGGGACAGAAGGUCGAUCAGGAGGUCUUGGCCCAGCAGGAUUUCAGGUACGUAAAAUUAAACAUAGCAAGUAAAGUCAAUUCGAUGGUUGAAUCACGGAUGGUGCGAAGCAACAUCUGUGAGUCUUUGUGGUUACUUGAGUGUGGGGUGAGUGUGGGGUGAGUGUGGGGUGAGUGUGGGGUGAGUGUGGGGUGAGUGUGGGGUGAGUGUGGGACAGUUAACAAUGGAAAAUGACCAAUCUGCUUUGCGCGCACUGUUUGCCUGCAAAUCGGGUCUUUCAGAACCGGAAAAAGGGCUGGAGCACGCUUUCGUUCUUUUGAUUUGGCAAAAAGAAGCACGACAAACAAAUGGGUGAAAUGGCAAAAUUCUUACUGUGCCCGGUUUGCAAAAACAACUGCAAACUGCUCUAAUUCUUUCUGUCACUUUCAUUUGAUCUUAUCCGUGAGUCGGCCUCAACGGAUGUUAUCCUAAUCUGCGUGGCUGGCCAUUAUAAAAAAUAAUAGACCUAUCGCACAAGCUAUAGUGUGUUAUACAUAUAACAUAUCACCACUUCUUAUUUCUUACCAGUUAACUAAAAUAGAAAUUACUAUAGAAAGCGCAAAAUGGGAUUAACUACACUUAUAGAAGAUUAAAAAAAAUUUAAUCCCAUAGUGUUCCCCAAUAUGAGGGUGUUGAUGGGGUAUAUCGUGAGUCGUGUUUCACUCAAUUUCGGUUACUGUCAGUCGUGAAAACACUAAAAAUUUACCGUGAAUCGUGAGGAAAAAAUAUUGUUUAUCGUUUCAGAACACUUUUCAAAGAUUUACCGUUAAAAUACCAAAAUGUUACUUAUUGUUACCGUUAAAAUACCAAAAUUUGUACCGUUUAAUGAUUUCCAGACCCCCCCCCCCCAAUUUAGACCCCCCAAUAUAAUAUGCUAUUUAGCGUUUUGAUGCAAUACUUUGAAUGGAACUGUAAUACAAAUGUCUCUUCCAAAAUUGGGUAAAAUCCGGAACGUUAAAUUGCCUCGCCCACUUUGAGUUUGGAUGAAACAUACACUAAGAUGAGUUUAUUUAAACCAUAGUCUGUCAAGAUAUGAUGGUCUGGAAGCUCGACAAACUUCAAAGCCACAAAAAUAAAAUAGAAGACCUUUGUUUGAUGUUGAACUGUAUCUCACCGGGCACAAAUCCUUUGUCUCAACUUCAUGAAAUUUCACCCCAAAUGUUUAUCGUUGUAUUGUAAAGAUCACUUAAAAUGACUUAAUAACUUCGUUUAUAGAAUUUUGGUAACUUGCUUUCCUUCGCAAGAUAUUCAAUUACUUUGUUUCAUAUGCAAAUAUCACCGGUGUGACAUCGCAUCGCAUAAUGAUAUUUUGAAAACGCAAUAUUUUACAUUGAUAGAAUAUUUUUACACACAAAAACAGAAGAUUAAUUACCAGUUAUGAAAUGAAAUACAAGGGCAAUUUUUAAGUUUUUUAGAUACGUAUUCGUCAAGAAAACUAUACUUUUCUGAAAACUCAUUAUGCGAUGUGAUGUCACACCGGUGAUAUUUGCAUAUGAAACAAAGUUGAAUAUCUUGCAAAGGGAGCAAUUUACCAAAAUUAUAUAAAAGAAGUUAUUAAGUCAUUUUAAGUGAUCUUUACAAUACAACCAUAAACAUUUGGGGUGAAAUUUCGUGUCAUAGGCACUUUAAAUAUUAUUCAUCAUGAUUGCACUUUCAUCUCAGCUAUCCUUAUUAUGGAGAUUACUUCAUUCUACGAAAAUACAAUGAGCUCAAUCACCGUGACCAUGCACAAAUUAACAUAAACUCCGACAAAAACAUAAUACAAUUACUUCUGUUCAGUUCCAAUAUGAAGUCCGCAUAUUUUUCUUAGAGCUGGAGCGGGCAACGAAUACUUUGUACUCGUAGAUCGCAAGCACAUAUCAAGAUUGCACUGCAACUAAUGUAGCGGUAAUGACAAAUGCAUUUAGAGAAUAACACAACAUAAAUAUAUCAUGUAUAAACGUCUGUGUUUGGUAACUUGGAUUUUAGUUGACUAUUAGCGCAAACGUUAAGCUUGGAAAAUCAUAAAACAAACAGACACGAUCAGUAUCAGCUCACUUUAAAUUUCGUUACAAUCCUAAUACACAACUUAUUUUAACUGCCAGGCAAACUGCAAACUUCAAGAAUUAAUCAAUAUUUUUGGAAAAAAUUAGCGCGCUCUUCUUUAGUGGUAUACAACGCGGAUUUUUUGAAGUUGCAUAUAGUUCCAGCUACUUAACACUCCGUGGAUCGUUAAGUCAUUAAAUAAUUUUGAAACAAAUGAUAGCGAUAUUCCAUUUAUAAAUGUAAUAUCGCUAUUAUUUGUUUCAAAAUUAUUUUCAAAAACGUUUUUGAUUAAGAGUAAGUCAUAAAAGUUUUUUUAAUUCGUUUUCAGGCUGAAGCUGGGACGGUAGGAUUACCUGGAUUGGACGGAUUGCCGGGACCAAAGGUGCAAAAUAAUAGUGAGAUAUCAUAUGAUUUUUUAUCAGUGUUAAGUUAUUUAUGUCUUUCUAUCUAUCUUUUGCUAUACUUAUAUCGUAUACAUAUUUCAUUUUAUGAUUUUAAACUAAUCGUGUCUUGUCAUUGUAGGGUCCUGAAGGUGAUGCAGGACUACCCGGUAUAGGAGGAUUAAACGGUGGAGGGGUGAGAUUUUUGCUCAAAUUCAUUAAUAAUUCAUGAGAAAAAAACAACGGAAAACAGCACCUCGUUUUUUUGCCGGAGCUCCGGCAGUUUUUCCGACGCCGGAGCCGGAGCAGAAUUUUGUAUGCCGAAGCCCGGAGCCGGAGUUACGUUUUCCCAGCUUCGGCAAAAUGACAAGAAAACAAUAUGAAAUGAGACAAAUGCCAAACGAUUGUUAGUUACUGCAAACUGCCAAUUGCUGUUAAUGAAUUCAUCAUAGACUCAAACUGCCACAGCCCACAGGAACAGCGUCGAAAAGCUGUAAUACGAUCGCAACUUACAAACGUCAUGCUUUCAUGAAGCCAUCUGACUUAGCGCUACAUACUGUAGUCUGUGUAUUUCAUGCCUUGUAGAUAACGAAAAAGUACAAAACAAAUAAAUAUCAACCUUUUGAAAAUGACAGAGUACUUUGUUUGCGUGCGAACAAUUGCGCUGUGGAGUCUGAGAGUGUUAGCGUCAUGCCUCGUGUCAAAGAUUUUUCGAGGCUGGUUUCCAUAUAGAUAUUUUCUGCGUGGUUAUGUGCUUUCACUGUUUUGUUUCCUGAGUUAUGUUAUCUGAUAAUUAGGAAGCACGAAAAGGGUUAUUCAUAAUAAUAUUAAUAAAUGUUCUCUGAUCGUAAAACAUUUAUUUAAUAUUUUAUGAUGUGGCCGGAGCCGGAGCUCAGAGCUGUAAUUCGGCCGGAGCCGGAGCCGGAGAUGAAAAACCGGAGUUUGCACAGCACUAGCCGUCACCUUUUGAAUUUGCGCUGGCACAUUUUAAAAUCUCAAUAAAAUCUUGACAUCUUAAUAAAUAAUAUUUAGUUCUCAGAACCUAAAAUACGAUACAUUUUUGGAGGCACAUUUUGAAGUUAUGAAUUUUGCUUGCAGGCACUAAAUAAUGAGUCCUGAUUUUUUGAAUGCCCACAAUAUUGUGAUGCAGAUACCGCUGUUACGUUUUGAACAGCGUUCUUCCUAACAUCUUCAAGUAAUAUGUUUAAUAAUUAUUGGACGAGGUUGCGAAUCAUCAUAUCGAGAAUUAUCAAGGCAGCGGAGGUUGUGUUAUCUGCGAAGCCAUAGACUGAAGCAGAUAACACAGACAGCGAGGCCUUGAUAAUUCUCGAUAUAUCCAAAUCCAAUAAUUAUUUUAUUAUGCGUAUAUAAGAGGACCUAUGGAAAAUGGUUUUUGGGACUUCGGCAAUUACCUCUUUUUCUUGAGGUUCGCUUAAAAUUUAUCUUUCUCUUUAAAAUAAUCGUUGAAAACGUUGUAGCUCGUUUAUAGUCAAUGAUUUCCGCUUCUUUUUCGUCUAAUAGUUUUUGUAGUUUUCAGUAUACCAAGGCAAAUCUCGCCAUGUAAGUAAUCUUUAUUUUAGGGUCAUCCUGGCCCUCCAGGCUCAGUCGGACCAAGGGGUGAGCGUGGACAAAAGGUAAUUUAUAACUACGAAUAAUUCGCGUACAUUGUUCAGUGGCAUUCUUGUGCAGUUGAUCAUCUCAUAAUAAUUUUGACUUCACAUGCAUUUUUCUUAUUUUUUAUAAUUCCGUUUUACAUCUCUUGUAUGUGCAUUUUAUAUUUAAGUAUAUGCGUGAAUGACAGAAAAAUGCCAUGAAAGAUGUUUUGUGAUACAUCAUAUCAUACACUCUAAAAACACUUUAUCUCACUUUCUACCAUAAUUUGGUUAAUGUAACCAGGAAUCAUGAGAUUAUGUCAGAUGGAUAAUAAUCCACCUAAUUACAUAGUCUGAAGUUUAAGCUAUUCUAUAGUGCUGUUUCUAGUAUACUAUCGAUACCCGGGUUUUGAAGAAAAGUAUCGAUACUGGGAAGAAAUAUCGAUUGUUUCGAACUUCUGAGCCUGCGAUAUUCUUUUCAUUUUGGUCAGCGGACUCAUGAAAAUGAUACCAAAAAGCCUAAAUAGGCGUAAAUACUAUAAACGUAAUUCAUUUUCUAUGGUGCUUCAUGGUCCACAGGCAGGAUCAGAGUUUGUGGUUAUGUUAGUUACAAUCAUGAAAAUAAACGUGUUGAAAACGUAUUCAACCAGCCAACCUCGCAAGCCAGGGUUUUUUUCCUCGCCUCAAGCGUCAUAAAAACCCUGGCUUGCGAGGUUGUCAACCAGCAUGAUUUUGGCGUCGAAAUGAUGAAAAUAGUCUUUUGUUGUUGUGGUUGUUCGAGUUGGGAAAAUAUCGAUAUCGAAAAAAAGGGGAAAUAUCGAGUAAAUUAAUAUCGUAUCGAAUGAAAAAGCUGGUAUCGCCCAUCCCUAAUUUCUAGGUUUAAUCAGAAAAUUUUAACCAGUGAGUUUUUGAUCAGAAAUGUUAACCAGAGUGUAUGAAAUGCAGGGUGGACCCCACUGAAAAACACCGGUGAUGUGGGUAUCCUGGAUAAAUAUGAAAAUAAUAAUAAUAAUAAUAAUAAUAAAUAAGCGAGCACGUGAGCACAGCGAGCAGGAACACCCAUGUCCCACUAUGGGCGCAACAACAUAUAGUUGGCAGACAUUAUUCCUUGAAUUUAAAACCAUGGUCAGCUAGAACACUAUAUGUUUAUGCACAUGCAGAUUUAGCACAAAAAUACUUUUUUCCUGCCCUGAUGAAAUGAGCAAUUUGCAUACGAAACGAAGGUGGCCUUUAUUUUGGUGAUAUUAUAUCUUCAAUUUUCAAGUGGUUUUGUCAGCAAAACUGGUACAAAUUUAAAUACUGUUAGAACUUAAUUGCUUAUUUUUUUUUCGACUUGCAGGGUACAGCUGGUACAGGUACUUUACCCGGUGAACCUGGUUCUCGUGGACCGGAGGUGAACAUUUUUUCACAAACAAUCAAAAUUUAUAGAAAUAUAGCAUCUAGAGUUUAAAUCUUGGUAGUUGUUUUUGUUUAGGGAUUUCUAGGAUCUCUAGGAAGAGCUGGAACACCUGGAGCCUCUGGGGACAAGGUGAAGCGCUUUCGUGUCAAAAUAACGAGAGAUUGAUUUCACUAACAAAAAUAUCUCUAGUAUAUAUAAACGUUAACAACAAGUUAGUUUGAACCUUUUUGUCGAACUAUAAAGAUAUGGCUCAGAUGCCCUGGGUAGGAGAUUGCAGUUGGAAGAUUAAAGUUUUUGAAAUGAAGUAUUUUCUGACCAGUUUGCGUUUUCGGUACUUUGCGAAAGAGUGAGGAAACACCCUCGUAUUUCAUUAACUGAUAGAUUUAGCUAAUGAAACUUAUAUAUAUGCAUGCUUCCAUGUGACAACCGAAGUACCGUGUUUCCUCUAUUCAGCCCGCAGUUGCAUCCAGUCUCUUUUAGUCCUCUCCUUCUAAUUAACCCCUAGUCAAGAAGCGCUGGAAAAUAUAAGACCCCACCCUGUGUAUGUAAUAUUCACUGAUAUGGCUAAAUAAUUGUAAGCUGUAUGGAAAUUUCUCCAAAUAUUUUUUCUCUAAUGAUGAUUCUGUAACUUCAUAUUUUUUUUAAAAGAAAGUAAAAAGUAUUUCUUGGACCAUAAAAAAUGGUUAAAAUAAUCAAUAAAUUGGUUGUCUAAAAUUCAUUUAGAAUCUGCAUAAUUACUUUCUUUUUGCAUUGUGUUUAAAAGUUUUCCAUUAAUUAGCUGGUGUUAUCUUUUUUUAUUUCUAGGGAGAAAUAGGUGAUAAGGGAUUUCCUGGGGAAGAAGGAGAACAGGGUGAAAAGGUAAAGAGUGAACGCAAUAUAUCAAUAGAUCAAUACCACGUUUCGUAAAAUAAGAAUAACCCUACCACAGUGUAAUCGGCCUCAGGACCCAAACUACAAUUAUCGUCAACUGCUGCAUUCAGGGCGCAAGAAGCUUGAUAAGCUUAGCAGGGGAGGGGGGGGGGGAAUUCCAAGAAUUUGUUUGACACCACAAGGGAAUUUCUUUACUUCUUUCGUUAGGCGCUUUCAUUGAUUCGAAUUCUAUCAUGAAUUGUGAGUCUUUGCUAUCCAUGGGUCAGGAUGUAUUAUUAUUAUUAUUAUUAAUUGGCUGAUCGGGGUAAUUUUUCUUAAAAGCUAUUCUGCCCCCACUUUAUCAAAUAUUGGGGGGGCACCGCGGCCACCCCAGCCACCCUGCUUCCUAUACGCCCCUGGCUGCAUUAGUUAUACCAGUUAGAUUCGCUAGAAUUAUAUAUACGGGAGAUUGAUCACUUGUCUUGACGAACUCGGCCACCCGUUUAGGCUUAGCAAUUAAAGUCUCAUCCGUUUAGCCCUAGCGCUAUACAAUAAGAAGGUACUAAACCUGUAAUUACCUUUGUGGAACAUGGAAUGAUUUUACAAACACGGAGAUUUACAUGGUUGAUUUAAACGUAAUAACGAUAUAACUGUCAAAAGAAAUAAGACUUGUUCAGAGUCUUACAAGCCAGUUUUGCAUCGUCUAGGUAUUGUUUACAAAAGGUAUACGUGGUUGAGCGGAGCUCUCUGAAUUGUGUUAGAUAUGUUCCUACGAUUUGCAUAAACCCAUGCAAAGUUUGGAUAUUAUUAACUAAAACUUUAUUCUUAUAGGGUAUACCUGGUCCUGUUGGUGAACAUGGUCAAGAAGGUGAAAAAGGCGCAAAAGUAAAAUUUAUUUUCUUUUAUUUACUCUUGAAUAAAGUUCACCGAAUAGUCAUAUACACACCGUAGCCACCAGUACGGUUGGUCCGAUUCCGGAGCUGCACAGCGAAUUUUCCCCCUGAUGUUUUGACUUUUUACGUCAUAAUUAUAGCUAGCCUUGCGUAGCAGGCUAUAUUGUAGCUAGAAUUAAUAGCUUUAAUAGAGGUUAUUGGAGUUUAUUAUUAUUAUUAAGCUAGAUUCCUAUAUAGGGCUAUAAUAUUAUAAGAGUAACAUUACGGUUAUCAUAACCUUGAAAUUCUUAAAACUCUCCACAAAAUGCAGGAAAUAGUGUCCCAGAGUAUUAGAAAUAAACGGGACCACAUAGAUGUUUCUCGCGUCUUUGGGACAAGAAUUUUCCCCGCACAACAGGACCACUUCGAAAUUGGUGGCUGUGGUCCUGUCCGGUAACAAGUAUACAAUAUAUACUGUUCUAGUGUUCUUUUUACUUGAAGUACAGUACAGUUUUAGGCAAUCGUCCAUUAGACAGUCCAACUGUGUUUUCAUCCAUUAGACAGUCCAAGAUUUUCUUUUGUGUCGAUUUCAUUCAGUUUCUACUGCUCAGAUGACAAAGAAAUACGAUAUGUUUUCGUACGAUGCUAUUCGCAGGCUACACAACAGGCUAACUAAUGAUGUAUAUUUGUCUUUUAGGGAUCAAAGGGAGAAAAUGGAGAUAGGGGAACAUCAGGAACACCUGGAAUAGAUGUAGGUAGAAAACAAUGAUAACACUUUUUGGCGUUUGUGAGUCUAUACCGUUCAUGGUAAACAGCUGUACUAUCAGUUAUGGUUUCCUUGUUACUCUGGUUUAAGUAAAUGAAUACAAUCACUGAUCGAACUGCAUUCACGACACAACAUCACGACACUUCAAUCUAGUGUCUUUAUCAGAGGUCGCAACGGCCAUUCUUGUAUAUUUGGGAAAACUCUUAUAAAUACUCAUAAAUAUGAAUGAUGUUCGCUUUGUUGGCCGAUGACGUCAUCCCUUGAGAACAAGGAGAUGCGACUUUAUAUCAUUUCUUACGUGUUGCGACUUUAUAUCAUUUCUGAUGAAGACACUAGACUGAAGUGUCGAAUAUAAUCCAUUUUAAGAUUACAUUCGUUUAUGUAAAACGGAGUAGGGAGAGAAAACAUGUCUAAUGUGUAACAACUAUUUAUCAAACAGUGACUUGAGACGGCCGUUGUUGCACGGAGGAAUGGGUCCAGGCCUCGAGAAGCCCAAAACACGUUGCUCUCCCAAGGAAACUGGUGUUUUGUUUUACAUGCCAAACGUUAAAUGACAAUACAAACAAUUCGAUUGAAAUAAAAACAGAUUGAAAUAGAAACAUUAAAAAGUAGUUUUCACUUGCGAUAGUCGCCCGUUUAAUUUUUUGACCGCUAUAUUUGAGUAGUUGAAUUUUUCGUUUAAUGAAAAGCCAUGAAAAACUUAGAUACUUGGUAUAUGUUUAUUUGUCAAGGGGCUUAUUAGAGGGUGGACUUAAUAAAUAUCUUUUCCCCCAAAUUGGAAAGGGACUUAUUAGAAAGGGGCCUUAUUGGAGAGGGGGACUUAUAAUGGAGGAUUUAUGGUACAUCUGAUAAUUCUACCUAGGAGGUUGAAUUUUGUAAUAUUCAUUCUUUUUUAUUUGCUGUAUCACUCUGUCGAGUCGGUUUUAAUUUUGUAGCUAGUUUAAUUCUUUUCCCAAUCCCCAACCAAAUUGUAUCAAUGGAAAUGCCUUUAAUACCUGCCAUUUAACAAUGGUUGCCUUUUUGUUGAUAGCAUUGUAUCAAGAUAUUUUUAUCAAGAUUAUUCCUAUACUAUUUGUCCUUGUGAGGACUUAUGAACUAAAGGUUUCAAUUUCUUGUUUGUUAAGGGUGAUCUUGGACCUCCAGGGAAAAUGGGGGGUGCUGGAGAACCUGCACUUGAUGUAAGUGUCUAUAUAUAUGGCCUAUGCUAGUAAUAUUAACUGGUUAAACAUUUUUGCAGAGAUGCACGUUUUCUCAUAAAAAAAGCCGCGCGGGUAGAGGCAGUGACGUAGCCAGAGCUCCCCCCUGGCGAGAUUGUGGGGGCUCCUUGGAAAAAUUCUGAUCAGUACAAAGAAUCGACAUUAUAUUUUAAUUUCUUGUAAUGAACAUUUUUUUAUCUUGCUAUGUUUUGGACUGGUUUGUGAUCAGGUAGAGUUGUUAAUACGUGUUAAAUGAUGAUUCACAAUCACAAAAAUCUAAAACUGAAAAUAGCUGCUUAGAGCUGGACUCUGCAUGUAGCUCAGUUGGUUAAUAGAGCGCUGCACCGGAAUCGGUUUCAGAAACACAAAGAACUAGCGUAGGGUGAAAUUGCUUCCGUCCCUCCUGUGAUUGUUUCGGCUCCCUUGACUAGAAAUCCUAGCUACGUCACUGGGUUGAGCUGCAUGCCGCCAUGGUGGUGUGUAUUGAACCGCAGGGAUGUAUUUGGCAUCAAAUUGCCAAUCUUGAUAUGUUUUCUAGGGUUUACCUGGCGUGUAUGGUAAGAUAGGUACUAGAGGACAGAAAGGCGUUCAGGUAAGAAAAGUAAAGAAGUUAAUAUUACAAUAUAAAAUAAUUUUCCA